Messenger RNA from Aphanomyces astaci, 525 nucleotides. RefSeq lists its product as hypothetical. The record is from RefSeq and is a predicted model, not a curated record. Gene Ontology annotation, molecular function: serine-type endopeptidase activity. Lineage: Eukaryota; Oomycota; Saprolegniomycetes; Saprolegniales; Verrucalvaceae. Gene Ontology annotation, biological process: proteolysis. The coding region runs from base 1 to 525 and encodes 174 amino acids. The transcript has 3 exons.
AUGACAAGAGACCAAAUUGUCCCACACAAAGUCGCUUGGGACGACGAGGCCCCUGAUGACGGUUUCGAAAUCCUCGGGGGGCAGGAAGCCCAAUUCGGCAAGCACCGUUAUGUGGCUGGGCUCAAGAGGUCGCCCAUUCACAAGUCCUACUGCGGCGGCAGCCUGAUCGCCCCAAAUGUCAUUUUGACAGCGGAGCAUUGUUUGGGUAAUGCAACUUCUGUGGUCGUGGGUACGCAUUAUAUAGCCGGUUUUGCCGACGGGGAACUGGCCACUGUUACCCAGAAAAUCAAACACUCCAAUGGCAGCGACGUGGGCAUCAUAAUCUUGGACCGCAACCUCACGGCCAUCAAACCUGUGGGGGUGUCGUUUGAAUUCGCUCACUUGGUGCUCAAGGAGGUCAGCAUCACGACCUGGGACAACACCAGGACCUGGAUUGCGCAUUUCCGUCCAUUGCCUGAUUCGGUGUUGGGUGCUGGAGGCAAGAAAGGAGAAGACUCUUGGGCGGCGACUCAGGGGGGCCGUUGA